Messenger RNA from Phytophthora sojae, 1122 nucleotides. RefSeq lists its product as hypothetical. Gene Ontology annotation, molecular function: zinc ion binding. The record is from RefSeq and is a predicted model, not a curated record. NCBI's taxonomy places the organism in Eukaryota, Oomycota, Peronosporomycetes, Peronosporales, Peronosporaceae. The coding region runs from base 1 to 1122 and encodes 373 amino acids. The transcript has a single exon.
AUGGUUGAUCGGUUGGACAGGUCGCGGCUUGUGUUCGUUCACAUGCACAAAACAUUUAGCAGCACUCACUCAGUGUUGGAGCGCUUAAAGGCACUCUACAACUUGACUGUUCGCCGAAAAGAGCUACGGGCCGCUCCGCUUCCCUCUGCUGGAGAUCUUCCCGUGCAUCUGGUACAAGUUCGUCACCGACCACGCACGUCGUGUGCAGAUAAAGAAAGUGAACAGGCCGACGACUUUUACGUAGAAGACCUGAAGAAGUCACAGAUGCCAGACAAGUCUAUUCACGUGCUGAAAAUGCAGUGGCAAGACAUGCCCCGGGACGGUUGGCUCGUGGACGCACGCCUACGAAGUUGUUCGUGUAGAUUCAACAUGAAAUUCGGCAUCUGUACUCACGUGAUACAUGCUGCAAGAGAACUGUCGUUGCAUUGCCCCGGAAUGCCUGCACCAGUACCGGUCUUCGUAAGUAAUCGACGUCAAACUGGUACUACCACGCAGAGUUCCCGACGGCCAGGAUCUGGGCGUCAAGUAGACGGCAAUUCUCACCAAGAAAGCAGUGAUGGUCGAGUUUGUCCUGCUGAUACGAAUGGAGAUCCUGCCGCUCACUACCCCGAGCAAGGACCCCAAGCCCGUCCGCCAAGUGCUGACACCAGCCACCACUUAGGUACGUUUCAUGGGCUUCCAGUACUUGGCCCGCAACCUAGAUCGCCGCCUCCCGUAUUCAUCGAGCAUCACAUCGAUACCGAGAGUGGUAUUCGUGAAGACAUCGAGAGCACAACCACGCCUGCCGACAUGGAGUUAUUCCGCCUGACCCCACUUGAAGCGGAGAUCGGGUCGUACGAGGCAAUGCUUUUAAGAGAGCGUGAAAUGCGGAGCGAGUCACUUUCAGAGAUACGCACUGCAUAUCAAGGGGCGAAUGGAUACCAGCGGAGCUAUAGCGAUUCGGUGCUACACACCAUAAAUGUCGCCUCAAACUACGGCGCAGCCCCAAUGACCCGUGCAAGCAGCGCAAGAGCCCCACUUCAAGUGGCAACAAUCAACGCUGAGAUCGCCAGCACAGAAUCGUUUGGGUCGAUAAGUAGUAGUCGGCAGUCAUGCGAGCAGACUAAACGCCGUAGAUGCUAG